This is a messenger RNA of Xiphias gladius (swordfish), 3839 nucleotides long. Its product is annotated as tricarboxylate transport protein B, mitochondrial. Lineage: Eukaryota; Metazoa; Chordata; Actinopteri; Istiophoriformes; Xiphiidae. The coding region runs from base 792 to 1745 and encodes 317 amino acids. The transcript has 9 exons. The record is from RefSeq and is a predicted model, not a curated record. Gene Ontology annotation, biological process: mitochondrial citrate transmembrane transport.
CUCCGAGAUUUUCUGCCCCACCUUUACUUCCAUCCUGUUGCAUGACCCAGACUGACAUUUUGUCAACCAAGCUCCCAGGACCCGAUUGAUGGUCUCUGUCGCUGCGGGGGCUGCCGCCUCUUUGUUUGCAGAGGGUGCGGCCUGGACCUUUCCCAUGUCUGCUGCUGGGGAAACGCUUCAGGUUUUUGUCGUGAAAGACUAACAGGUUGAAUCGGUUUUUAUUCUUGCUCGCUGGGGCGCAUUUAUUCGCCAACACCCGUCGAAGGAGAAGGCUGCGCCCCACCUUUCUCCUGCCGCGGAACAAAAGUGGCUCACCUCCCCUCGGAUAAACACCCAGGGUGCCACCUGCUGACCGCCGCCACGCAUCGGGCUCGCUCGUUGUUUGAGUUGACUCGCUUUCGCGGGGAGAUCGCCACGACGGUUCCACGCGGCAGCAGUGCGCGGAGACGACUCUUCGUCCGCCCCUCCUCGCUUCCGGUUCGCUCUGCUCUCUUACGUGCUGCUGUCGUGACGCCGCGUUACCAUAGUGACAAAUAACAGCUACUGGAUUAUAUGGAAAAUCCCAACUUCCUUGACGGUCCCAGUGUCCGCCCACUGUAAACACAGAUCCGCCGGAGUCUCGGGACGCGCCAGAGACCACCUACAUCCAGGAAAGCGCGUUUGGACAGCAGCCGUCCAUGUGCCGCGCGCUCCGGUCUACCUGACAAGAACUGCAAGCCACCUGCCAGAAGAUAAACCUCGUUAGAAUAGAAGCCUUUUCUCUAGAUUUCACUGUGUGUUUUCUGGUAAUUAUGCAGGACAAAGGCACAUUUAUCAGCCCUUUCCCCAGACCACGGUGUCUGGCGGCAGCGGCGCCGGCGGGGAAAGCGAAAUUAACUCACCCCGGGAAGGCGAUUCUGGCAGGCGGAAUUGCAGGUGGCAUAGAGAUCUGCAUCACCUUUCCCACAGAGUAUGUCAAGACCCAGUUACAGCUGGAUGAGAAGGCCAAUCCACCUAAAUACAGAGGAGUAGGUGACUGUGUGAAACAGACGGUACAGAGUCACGGUGUCAAAGGACUGUACAGAGGACUCAGCUCACUGCUGUAUGGCUCCAUACCCAAAUCUGCAGUCAGGUUCGGGGUGUUUGAGUUCCUCAGUAACCGUGCAAAGGACGAGUCUGGUCGACUGGACAGCACCAGAGGCCUGCUGUGUGGACUCGGGGCUGGGGUGAUGGAGGCUGUUUUGGUGGUCUGUCCCAUGGAAACUGUCAAGGUGAAAUUCAUUCAUGACCAGACUUCAGCAAACCCCAAAUACAAGGGUUUCUUCCACGGAGUCAGAGAGAUUGUCAGAGCGCAAGGAUUAAGAGGGACAUACCAGGGUCUCACUGCCACGGUCCUCAAACAAGGCUCCAACCAGGCUAUUCGGUUCUUUGUGAUGACCUCUCUCAAGAACUGGUAUAAAGGCGAUAACCCCAACAAAGCUAUUAAUCCCUUGGUGACUGGACUCUUUGGGGCCACAGCAGGGGCAGCCAGUGUAUUUGGAAACACCCCACUAGAUGUCAUCAAGACUCGGAUGCAGGGUCUGGAAGCACAUAAAUAUAAAAGCACGCUAGACUGUGCUGUGAAGAUCCUGAAAUAUGAGGGCCUGGCAGCUUUCUAUAAAGGGACAGUUCCCCGCCUGGGCCGUGUGUGUCUGGAUGUGGCCAUAGUUUUCAUCAUCUAUGAGGAGGUGGUGAAGGCCCUGAAUGUGGUCUGGAAGACGGACUGAGCUGCUGGACAUAUAGAAAGGGCGGUGGCUUCCUGCUUCCCAGGCAUCAGACACAGAUCAGAGUAAGGCAGACCUUUUUCUGCAUCAUAAAACCAGCUGUGGGUGGGACAGAGAGCUGAACUUGGAUCAGUGUCUUAUGCUAACCAGGAGAGAAGAGAGAAAGCCUGACAGAGGCUCAGUGUCGCUAACAUCUGGACAGCCGGAGUGUAUUCAGAGCCUUGAUGCUCAGUAUCAAGACAUCUGGCAAGACCAAGGGUCAGCUUCACAAAGUGGGAUUAUAAAGUCAGCCAAAUAACUGUGAAAAAGAUGCUUCACCGUAGAGAUACAUCAUCAAUUUCUAAUGUGAAACAAAACCUGAAUAUCAGAGUCUUUAACAUGAUUCCUUCAUGACUGCUUAUUAACAACGUUUUUGCAGAUAUUUCAGCGCCUUUUUCAAGUUAUCUGAUUCGCUUUCUUUGUAAACCUGCUCUGUAAAAUAACUCCCUUCAGUGAAGAACAUUGUUUCUCAUUCACAGCUGAUGUUUACUGCAAGUAUGCAGGUGUCAUCCUGGAUUUUCUUGAGCUUGUGUUGAUCUCUGUCUCCUCUUGUGCCGAAGAUGCUUUUAAACCCAGAAGACCCAGAUUGCAGCUGGUUGCAGUUUACAGUCAUAUAAAAAGCAGUAACUUCCAUAACUAACCAUUUAACGGAAUGAUUUUUGAUUUAUAAUAUUCCAAUUAUUUUUAUACAGUAUAGAUUCUAAUUUAGUUUAUUACCAGCAGUAUAGUUUUAUCGUAAAAUAUAUAUUUUAUUCCUGUGCCAAAUGCCAAACCUGUUAUACUAUGAAAGUGUGUUCAGAGUAAGAACAUGUCUAGAAGUGUAAAGAUCUGAACUAGAGAAGAGCAAAUAUUUCUGAUUUAUAUUGUGACAUGCUUUUUAAAUGUAUCUAUUGGAAAUAGAAUGGUGAAUAUCUAGACGGUUGAGAGACUAUUUGCUGAUAACUUGAGCCACCUGUGUAAGUUUUUUUCUGUAAUCGGGUCUGGGUGUAAAGGUGUUUUUUAGAUGUAAGGAAAAUAUCCUAUUGCUGCAUUUCACUGUGAGUCUAAAUGACCCAACAACACUGAAUCAUACGCCAAGUAAACCCAGACCUACUUUUCCCCUUCCGUGGAAACAUUAUGUUCAUCAGGUUAUAUCUUAACGUCAGGUUCCCACAACUGGAUGGUUAUUUGUCUGCGUUUUACGUCAGAAGCAGUUUUCAGUCUCUGUGAUUCUCCCUUUGACACGUGUUCCCUACACCAGUGCUUCCCAAACUGGGGGUUGGGACCCCUGGAAUUGGUCACAAGAUAAAUCCGAGGGGUCGCAAGACAUUUAAUUGGAAAGGAGAGAAGAAAAAUAUUCUUCUGCUGUACAUAUUUAUGUUCAGUUUUUCAGGAAAUCACUCUCGGGUGGAACUUCCCACAAUUUGUAGACAUGAUAUGUAACCUGUGAUAAGGGGUUGCGAAUAGAGAACACUGCUUCAUUUACUUUUACGGGGUCAACCACCAAAGAGGUUGGGAAUCACAGUCUGUUCAAAUCCAUCUCAAGUGCUGUUAUGUUUUUGUGCCAUGUUUCAUUCAGGGUUUGUUUUUACUUCUCACUCAUGUGCCUUUUGCUGUUGUGUUUGCUGGUAAAUGCUACUUGAAAAAUAUCCUCAUCUAUUAUCAACCUAUUUGAGAUUACUGUGGUUCAGUAAUAUUAUUUAUUGUAAUAACAAAUAUUUUUCCUCGUAGUGACGUGAAAGCAGUCGUAAUCAAUAUGUCUUACCGUAAUGAUUGUAUGAAAAUACUGAUGGAUAAUUUUAUUUCUCUGUUGCUGAAAUAAAGGUCACCUUUUUUUUUUUUGUAUUUUUCUGUUUGGCAAAAAAAAAAAUGCUUAUGGAGCCAACUGCCAAAUAGCCAAGAGAAAAUGUUAUUGUUGAAAAUCAAUGUAUUCAAAGGCUGUGUGUUAAUGUGUGUGUGUGUGGUUCUUUAUGAUGAAUCUUGUGCAAUAAACGCUGUCCUCUUCUUUUGUCUGUGCUAAAUGUAAAGCCCUUAGCUGUGGGAGGGGAUCAUGAAAACUCAUUAAAACAAGCAUCUGAA